Messenger RNA from Pongo pygmaeus (Bornean orangutan), 1965 nucleotides. RefSeq names its product Yip1 domain family member 4 (gene YIPF4). Gene Ontology annotation, cellular component: trans-Golgi network; membrane. NCBI's taxonomy places the organism in Eukaryota, Metazoa, Chordata, Mammalia, Primates, Hominidae. Bases 278 to 1012 code for a protein of 244 amino acids. Gene Ontology annotation, biological process: vesicle fusion with Golgi apparatus; endoplasmic reticulum to Golgi vesicle-mediated transport. The record is from RefSeq and is a predicted model, not a curated record. The transcript has 6 exons.
ACAAAGAGCCAAUCCCAGCGCCGCUGUCACUGUUAUGGUCCUGUCAGGGCGCCGGCGUCGUGGUGCUUGGGUGGUCGCCACCAAGAGGACUUUGGUGGGGCAGUCUUGGGGCAGUUCAGCGGCCCGCUGUGCCCGUCUCCGGCCUCGCUCCCAGCUUGCACGUCGAGACUCGUAGACCGCACCGUAGGGCGAGCGUGCGGGUCGGCGCCGCGGUCGCCUCGGGGUCUGGGCCCAGCCGCAGCCUCUUCUACCGCGGCCGGCUGGGAGGCGCCGCGAGAUGCAGCCUCCGGGCCCGCCCCCGGCCUAUGCCCCCACUAACGGGGACUUCACCUUUGUCUCCUCAGCAGACGCGGAAGAUCUCAGUGGUUCAAUAGCAUCCCCAGAUGUCAAAUUAAAUCUUGGUGGAGAUUUUAUCAAAGAAUCUACAGCUACUACAUUUCUGAGACAAAGAGGGUAUGGCUGGCUUCUGGAAGUUGAAGAUGAUGAUCCUGAAGAUAACAAGCCACUCUUGGAAGAAUUGGACAUCGAUCUAAAGGAUAUUUACUACAAAAUCCGAUGUGUUUUGAUGCCAAUGCCAUCACUUGGUUUUAACAGACAAGUGGUGAGAGACAAUCCUGACUUUUGGGGUCCUCUGGCUGUUGUUCUUUUCUUUUCCAUGAUAUCAUUAUAUGGACAGUUUAGGGUGGUCUCAUGGAUUAUAACCAUUUGGAUAUUUGGUUCACUAACAAUUUUCUUACUGGCCAGAGUUCUUGGUGGAGAAGUUGCAUAUGGCCAAGUCCUUGGAGUUAUAGGAUAUUCAUUACUUCCUCUCAUUGUAAUAGCCCCUAUACUUUUGGUGGUUGGAUCGUUUGAAGUGGUGUCUACACUUAUAAAACUGUUUGGUGUGUUUUGGGCUGCCUACAGUGCUGCUUCAUUGUUAGUGGGUGAAGAAUUCAAGACCAAAAAGCCUCUUCUGAUUUAUCCAAUCUUUUUAUUAUACAUUUAUUUUUUGUCGUUAUAUACUGGUGUGUGAUCCAAGUUGUACAUGAAUAGAAAAAGAUUUGUGUGUAGGCUGGGAAUUCUUGCUGAAGGAAUUGGAGAAAACCUGUUGCUGGCAAAAUUUUACAUGUUCCAGAUGGAAAGGGAAGUUUAAGUGCUUUUUAAAACAAUUUUUUUUUUGUAUUUAAUUAAGCAAUUGCAGUUAUCUGGGAUUUUUGGGUCAGAAUUUUAAAUUGUUUGAUUCUCCAUAUUCCAGUGAAUAAAAUACAAAAGCAUUGUGUUUUUAAGAUUGUGUCGAUAUUCACCUAAAAACUUGUGCCAAAAGCACCUGGAUUGGUAAUUAUAUUUCACUUGAAGGGUAAAUUUGACAAUAUCCUGAUAAUCAAAAGUGCAAUUUUUUUCUUCAAAAUGUUUUCUCCAGCAUCACAGAUCCUGCAGAUAUAUAUUUAUAUUUAUACAUAUAUAUUUAUGAAAUAAUUCUUACUCACAAAAUAUAUUUCUGAUAAACAUUAAGAUAUUAAAUCUGAUGCACAAACUUUUUUUAAUUUGGCCAUUAAUCUUUUUUAUUUAAAAAUUUAAAUUUGUUGUUAAAAUUGUAUAUAAUUUUUAAAAUCUCACACAUGCUUCAAUACUUCCUUGUUAAGAAUUCUUAAUAACUACUAAAACUGAUUUUUAAUAGUUGCUGAUAUAUAUUUGGUUUGUUUGGGUAUACUUUUCAAAACCAUUUUUGAAUGUCCGAACAUCUGAUUUAAAGUUUCUGUUUAUCUUUCUGACCAAAGGAGCAAGAGGUAUAAUGGAUAUGGCAUUCAUUAAAAUCAUUACUAUGUACAAAAACAGUAAUAUUUACAGCAUCAGUAAAUAUUUUUAAGUGGUACUUCUAAAUCAUAAAAGUUGCGGAAAGAGACCUUUAAAAUCUUGUGGUCUUGAACAAUGUUAUAUGAAGUAGAAAAAAAUAAAAUACUUCCCAGUUGUGUGUUUUGUUUUAUA